AUGGCACCCUUCAGCAGAAUCAGCAGCUAUCUCAAUUCAACAGUAGCAGUCCCACAUUGGCAAGAUAACACCACAGGACCUGGACCGCAGCCUUCUCAUGCCUACUACGCCCUCUGCUAUUGCAUCUUGAUCGUGGUCAUUGUCUUUGGCAAUAUUUUGGUCUGCCUGGCAGUUCUGAAGGAGCGCAGCUUGCAAACUACCACCAACUAUCUUGUGGUAAGCCUGGCAGUAGCAGAUCUGCUUGUGGCCACCUUGGUGAUGCCAUGGGUGGUAUAUCUUGAGGUGACGGGAGGAGUUUGGAAUUUCAGCCGUGUCUGCUGUGACAUAUUUGUAACCAUGGACGUAAUGAUGUGCACAGCCAGCAUUUUGAAUCUCUGUGCUAUCAGCAUUGACAGAUAUACUGCAGUGGUUAUGCCUGUUCAUUAUCAGUACAGCACAGGGCCCAGCUCUUGCAGGAGGGUCUCCGUUAUGAUUGCAAUGGUCUGGCUGCUGGCAUUUGCUGUUUCCUGCCCUCUUCUCUUUGGCUUCAACACCACAGAAGAUCCCAGUAUUUGUUCCAUAUCCAAUCCCAACUUUGUUAUCUACUCUUCUGUGGUGUCCUUCUAUCUUCCCUUCUUGGUUACCCUGCUGCUAUAUGUCCGGAUUUACAUCGUGCUGAGGCAAAGACAACGGAAGCGAGUCCUCACAAGACAAGGCAGUCAGCGUGUCAAAGCCUGUUAUAAACAGCAACAACAUACAGAGAUAAAAGCUUUACACCAGAGGCCUCCGGAUGCCCUCUCAUGUUGCUUGCAGCUGAAGAGUUCUGACCAGAAACUGUCUACUGAAAAGAAGCCUCUGACACCAACUGAAUUGCAGCAAUACUGCAGUUUCUGUCAUGAAGCUUCCAUCUCCACUGUGGAGGAUAAAGAGGCUAUUGACCUGAAGAUCAGGAGGAAAACCUCCUGCUUAGAAGUGCGCAAACUCAACAAUGGCCAAACGGCAACCUCCUUGAGACUUCCAUCCCAGCAGCAUCGGAUAAUACAGCUCCGAGAGAGGAAGGCCACCCAAAUGCUAGCUAUAGUUCUGGGGACGUUCAUAGUCUGCUGGCUGCCAUUCUUCUUAACACAUAUAUUGAACACCCACUGCCAAGCCUGUCACAUCUCCCCAGAAUUGUAUGGAGCCACUAUAUGGCUUGGCUAUGUAAACAGUGCCCUCAACCCCAUCAUCUAUACCACCUUCAACAGCGAGUUCCGCAAAGCUUUCCUCAAGAUCUUGUAUUGCUGA
Messenger RNA from Gekko japonicus, 1263 nucleotides. RefSeq names its product dopamine receptor D3 (gene DRD3). Gene Ontology annotation, molecular function: dopamine neurotransmitter receptor activity, coupled via Gi/Go; G protein-coupled receptor activity. The coding region runs from base 1 to 1263 and encodes 420 amino acids. Gene Ontology annotation, biological process: adenylate cyclase-inhibiting dopamine receptor signaling pathway; adenylate cyclase-activating adrenergic receptor signaling pathway. Lineage: Eukaryota; Metazoa; Chordata; Lepidosauria; Squamata; Gekkonidae. The record is from RefSeq and is a predicted model, not a curated record. The transcript is spliced from 6 exons. Gene Ontology annotation, cellular component: plasma membrane.